AUGGUAGCUAAGGAUUUUAGGCUAAGUAGUUUCUUUGAUUCAAUCUAUAAUGCAUCUCUUCCUGAAAAUAGAAGUAGUAAAUAUUUAGAUAAGCUAGAUAAAAAAUUGGCAGUUGAGUGUUAUAUUAUUUGUAGUAACCAAAAUGCUAAACUAACAGCAUUUAAAAAAGACAUUUCACUUUUUGUAGAUUUGAUAGGGGUUUUUACAGAGGCUAUCGAUGCCUUAUCACAUGCUGGUAUAACGAUUUCACGAAGGCAUCUUGAUAGAGAGAAAACAGCUAUCGCUGAUAAUCAUUCGCAUAAGGUUACUUCAUAUCUGGAGAAUAAAAAAACUAAUUCCUAUUAUAUGAGACGAAUGGCUAAAACUUUUAAUGACCAGUUGCAUUACGAAAUAUCUUUGGACAAGAAGCUUGAAAAUAUGACUCUUCACAAAUACGAUGAUUAUAUAAAAAAACGACAGGAAGAGCGUAAAAUGAAAGAUACAAUUCUUUUAGACUUUUUUGAAUUAAGUCUAAAAGAUAUGGAUUCAUAUAUUAUUGCUUUAAAAGAAACCCUUAGCGGAUUUGAUGAUGUAUUCGUUGUUCAAAAAAAAUCUACAUAUGCGGAUAACGAUCAUUUGGCUUUAUUAACGAAAAAAGUGGAGGUUUUUCUUUUUGAAACCUUUGGUAACAUUUAUCGAAAGCUUGGUCAAAGCUCCAUCAUCAAGAGUCGGAAUAAAAAAAUUACCUAUAAGCUAGCGUCGUUAGACUUUAUUGUGAACAAAAAGCAAAUGCUAUUAGGAUUCAGCAGUAAGCAUUUGCCAGCAUAUGACAAAUGCGAUCAUUGUCAUAAGCUAUUACGCAAUAGGACAGGUAAAAGCUUUAUGGUUAUCGCAUAUGGUCAUGGAUACCAUGAGAGCUGUUUCACUAUUUCAUUAAAUAAAAAAUAUCUUUAUUGUGAAAAUGUUCUUAAAUUGGGUAUACGAAAUAAUGUUUCAUCUCUUCUUUCACGAUUAAGUAAAUUAGAUAUUAAGAAGUUAAAUCUAAAGGAAUUUAUUGAUGCCGACGAUGAUAGUCCAUGA
Racocetra persica is the source of this 1059-nucleotide messenger RNA. The record is from the annotation of a GenBank genome assembly. Lineage: Eukaryota; Fungi; Glomeromycota; Glomeromycetes; Diversisporales; Gigasporaceae.